Molecule: messenger RNA, 1116 nt
Organism: Fusarium pseudograminearum CS3096
Lineage: Eukaryota; Fungi; Ascomycota; Sordariomycetes; Hypocreales; Nectriaceae
Exons: 2
Coding region: 1-1116 (371 amino acids)
Biological process (GO): regulation of DNA-templated transcription
Molecular function (GO): DNA-binding transcription factor activity, RNA polymerase II-specific; zinc ion binding
Source: RefSeq, a predicted model, not a curated record
AUGAGACCAAUCAUCCCACUCCAUGUCCAAGGUUCCGACUUGAAGCCGACAUCAACAUCAACAAGAUCGUGGAUUCUCCCAGUCCCACCCAAAAACAAAAAGGCGGCGCGCCGUUGGGAGCGACAAGGGAAGCCCAAAUCAAGAUCUGGUUGUGGUACUUGUAAAAUUCGGAGGGUGAAAUGCGACGAAGCCAGACCAAAAUGUAGUCGAUGUACCAAGGGCAAGUUUGACUGCGACGGGUACGUCGAUUACACUACAGAAGACAGCCUAGGCUCAGAUGGCGCUGUCAGCAGCAUCAGUAGCCCUGAGACCAGUGGCGCAUCCACAUCCACAUCUCCUGAAACCUCGACAGACAACUCGACAAUAUCUUUGUCUCGUCCACAUGAUGGGUAUAGCACUAGUCGACUCCAUGCAUUGGACCACAACAGCUUGUACUAUCAACAGUUCCAAUGGCAUGCGAACCAGAGUCAUGGUAUAUUUUACUACUCCAAUACUUUUACAAGCAUUGUUCUCCACGAGUCCCUGCGAGAAAAAUGCACGCGUGACGCUAUUCUCGCCAUCGGGGCGUUUCUUUAUACCGGGUUUCUCUUGAUCCAAUCCAGCGUUGACGACUCCACGACUGAUUUGCAUCGGCAAGCCUCCCUGCAGUUCUACAAUGCUGCUCUUACAACGUUCCGCAGUCGUAUGCAAAGUUCACAAACAGAUUCACGUACGUGGAUACUCCACAUGACUCUAUUACUCACGAUUUUUGAGUUGCUUCAUGGUGAAUUUGAUGCUGCCGAUGGGCUAUGGGGUUGCGCUCUGCAAGUAUUGGACCCGUGGUUGAAGACUUCGUACAGUGUCUACUCAGACAUACUGAAUCGCUCGUGCGGGGAGACAACUGGGGAGUUGAGACCUCUAUUUGCCAUGGCAGGCGUGCAAACUUGCGUUGUGCUAAUUCGACAUGACGACCCGUUCAGACACCUUUGUCCGGAUACAUACUCGGAGUUAUCUCAGUUGCUGGAAUUUUUGCAAACAAACAUGCAUCAGGAUUGCAAUGUAGAUGUCGGGGAGUUCAAUCCUCUCCAGACGUGGCGUACCACCGCCGAUCCCUUGCUGUGCUGUGUUGUUGGCUAA